AGCGACGGCAGCAGCAGACAGUGUGGCAACGUUGCCUAUAAACUCGUUUCGAAAACGGAUGUUAGACCUGUAGGCGUUAUGAAGUGUGAACCGACUGACGUCCGCGCGUAGACAGCCGAGCGGCUACCAGAGUGAGAUAGCACCAGCCAGCAGUCGGGCGAGUUUCUCUCGCACAACCUGUCCUGUUGCCACCGCUCCUGCGCCACCUGCGCCCUUGGCACCCCCUCACAACCAUGUGACUGGACGGCGACGACGAGUCAUCGCACACUUGCUGGGUAGUAAUCGGUGUGUCUAUGGGUGUGUGUGUGUGUGCGUUAGUCAGGUCAGCGCCGACUUCGGCUUGAUGGAUGUGUGUGCGACGAACGUUCGUUCGCUCGCUCGCUGCUCGGACGGAAUCCAAGGAGGCAGAGAUAUUUAUGAAAUAAUACCACACACCACUCGACUGUGUAUGCUGCUAACGUUUGGUCAUAUCACCCAUCCUCUCUCGGCGCGUUUGGUUUUUCGGAGUGCUUUUCAGAGACAGACACACAGAGCAGCAGAAAUGAGUUUAAAUGGAAAACAUUAAUGUGCAGCACGGUCUCGGGCAAAGUAGUUUCGUUUUCUGCGGUGUGUACCCCACGGGAAGUCGAGUCAAUUUUUCUGUUUCGAUUUCGUUUGGUAAAGUGUUGAACAUAUACGAGAAGCUCCCGAGUGCGGCGUAAACUAAAAAGCCCCCAAACCACAAAAGCAGACAAGUGCCGUGAACAAUUUUAUCAGUUUUGUUAAGUGCAACAGCAGCAGCAGCAGGAAUAAAUAUAUGUAUAUUUAUAUAUCUGUUUGUCCGCACCAGUGAAGUGAAUCGCGCAAGCAAGUGACAGUAGGCCGCGUACUUUAAGUGUGUGAGCGGAUUGAAUGUGUAAAAAUUACGAAAAUAGUUCGAUAAUGGCGCACGGACUACAUGCGAUAAUAAAAAACGAGAUUGGAUGCAGCAAUAAUAGCAAACCACGCAGCAUGGAACAGCAGCAGCGACCUGGAGGCGGGACCAGUUCGGGCGCCGCUGGGAAAAUGGGCUCGAGGAGAAUAUUUACGCCCCAGUUCAAGCUACAAGUGCUGGACUCGUAUCGGAACGAUAGCGAUUGCAAGGGAAACCAGCGGGCCACGGCACGCAAGUAUGGCAUCCACAGGAGACAGAUCCAGAAAUGGUUACAGGUUGAGAAUAACCUUCGCUCGGCGGCCGCCAAUAGUGCCACUGCCAACACCACUGCCAGUGCCAUGAAAAUCAAUCUGAUGAGCAGCACCAGCAUCAACAGCAGCAGUGGUAAUCAUCAUCAGCCACAGUUCCAGCUUCAUCCACAACAUCAUCAUCAUCACCAUCACAUUCAUCAGCAUCAGAAUCUGAAUUCCAUUGAACUGAAAGUGCCUCUGGAUUCAACCAGACACCGCGUCGCUCAAAACGCCAGCUCAAACAAUAAUAACAAUAACAACAACAACGGCCACAGCAAAGAGAGCAGCGCUUGUAUAAUAUCGCCCGUUCCCACUCACACAACAGCAGGGCCAGUGUCGUUCUCACAUCCACACCACGAAACAUCGUCGUCGUCAGCAAGUCUAUCGGUACUUAAAACACACAGCCGUGAAUCGGCGGCAGCGGCGGCGUUCGUAUCUGCGAGCCAAGUGGUGCGACCAGCUUUUUCACCUGUUUCCGGUGACUUUCCGGUUGCCCCCACGCCAACCCAUCUUCCCUUCGAUCGGCUUAAUCUGCUCGACCCGUACUAUCAUCAUCAGCAGCAUCACUAUCAGCAGCAGCAGCAGCAGUAUGUGAAAUACGCGCUCGACUGCCCCAUCGAUCUGUCGCUUCCGCAGCAAUAUCGCAGCAAGGUGGAACCCGCCCUGUCACCCUGUUCUACAAUUUCCUCCCUCUACUCAUCCCGCCCCGAAUCAUCUUCCACGCCGCCGGCCACGCUUGACAUCAAGUGCGAAUAUUCGAGCCGCCAACUCGGCGAAGAAACCGAUUGCGAAGCAGUCGACCUCUCCUGCCGAAAGCGCAAGUCAAACCCCGCCAGCGAUGAUUCCGCCGACGGUCCAAGUCCCCCCAAAUCGGUCAAACUAUUCAAGCCAUACCUGCUGGGCGACGACAAGGAGGACGACAAAGACGACAAGGACUCCUCGCUGGACUCGCCAUCCGUCGCCGGAUCACCCGGCCGGAGACCCGAGUAUCCCAUCAUUUGGAACUUUCAUGCCCACCAGCGGUACUACGAGAGUCUGUACGAGUACAACAGCAGCCCACCGUAUCUCGCAACCCAGCAACCUCCACUCACACCCAUCCCACGGACGACUCUCUUCAGCAGCACCGGUAGCAGCACCAGCAGCAGCAGCAUCCUUUCGCCAUCGCCCCCAAACAGCAGCAUCCUCCACUGGGCGCCACCCCAGGCUUCGCCCGUGUCCGGCUACGACAGUUCUACCUCGAUCUCGUCCGUCUACAGCAACAGCGGCAGCAUCGAUGGGCGCGGAGGCGACGACGGCUACAGCUAUAGUCUCGAGCUGCGCCAGCAGGCCAUCGAUAGCUACUAUCACGAUGUGAGCUGCCGGGGGGAUUUCCACGCCGUCGCCUCCAAGUACAACAUCAACCGGAAGUACGUCGAGCGUUGGCUCGCCCAGGAGGACCACAUUGCGGCGGCAGCACCACCGCCGCCCACACUGCCCCAAGCCGUGGUAGGGUAAGAAGCCAUAAACAUUGUUUUUUUUAAAUUGUAUCUAAUCAGAGCUAGGAUUUCGUAAACACACGACACACACAUCUACAGUGCGUGAUAUUUCUAUAAGCGCACCCAUAUAAUUCAACUGUUUGGGUGCUACUAAUAGCAUUUUUAAAAUAAAAACAGCCUCUAUAAGAGCUUUGAAUAUCUAGUAAAUUUCACUAUUGAAUGUCCCAGUCCAGCUGUCACCAGUUAUUUUAAAUUAUGAAAAAACAUUUUCGGAGUAGAAAUUCCUAUAAGCGCACCUCAUGUUUUAUUCUCAAAAAAAAAAAUGGGUGGGUUCUAUCUAUGAUAUAACCGCAAGAUUGACGAGGAACAACCGUUGGCUUAGUAAUCAUUUGUUUGUAUUGAUUGAAUGAGUGUUAUUUUCGUACCCACAUUCGUAGUCCGUGUUAGGAAUGUCGUAAAGUGAUGUCGAUUUUCCCAGGCUUCACGGUUUUGCAGUCCGUAUUGAGGAAAAACAUUCCGGUAUGUACAAAUGCACACGAGUGCGAAAGUGCUCCCGGGUUGCAUGUAUUUGCAAUACCGACUUCCCCAUGAAGUCUGUGUUGGGGAAACCGUAUUCCGCUGUUACUCUGGUUACUCCACCUGAUCGUAACCGUUUGAGAAGCACAAAUUGGACCAAUCAAAACCUGGCACUUAACGCGUUUGGAUAAUGGUUUACAUUUCACAAUUACUCAACUGUUUUUCUCAAGAAAAGUAAAAUUAUUCAUUGUAAUAAAUGCGUAGGAAUAUUUCCAAUCAAUUGAUGCAAACAUCUUUGGCUUAAUGCUUAAGUAGAAUAAGGAUUCCAAAUCUUCCUUUUUUCUACAUGCUCAGUGUUUAGAUUUUCAUCUUCUUCUUCUUCUUCAAUGGCAUUAACGUUCCUAGAGGAACUUCGCCGUCUCAACGUAGUAUUACUUACGUCAUUUUUAUUUGUACUUAGUUGCAUUCUGAGUGGCAAGCUCUAGAAUACGCGUGAUCACAGUGCAAGUCGGAGGAAAUUUCUUUGACGAAAAAUUCCCCCGACCAGAACGGGAAUCGAACCCGAACACCCGGCAUGUUAGUUAUGACGCUAACCACUCGGCCAAGGGAGCACAGAUUUUCAUUUUACCCCCCAUUAACAAUGUGCUACGUCAAAAUAGAUUAAAACAAGGAACUGAUGGAACUUCAAUAUUUGGUGGUUUUCCAUUGUUUCUGAACCGUUCCAUAAAUUUGGUUUGACAUUGCAUCAAUCCGAUUACCCAGCAUUCUUUGUGGAAUUUUAUUCUGCUCAUCUGGACCACAUGUCUGCAGCUCACGAACUGUUGAACAAAUUGUCGUCAGUCACUGCAAAACUUGCCUUGUCAGAAUCCCCCAACAAAGGUUCUCAAUAAGGUUUCACACCGUGCUACGAGCUGGCAUGGCCACAACCUAAAUGUUUCUCCUUCGGAAAACCAUGACAGCGACUUCUUGCUGAUGUGAAUGGCCGCAUUAUCGUACGUUAGAAGUCGAAAGCAGACAAAAGGGAAGUUUCUCAUCGUGUCAUCUACAACGGAAUUUCACCCGAGACUCAACUCGAAUCGGCAAAUUUGUAUCCGUUUUUCUUUAGUGGUGUGCUAGGAAAUGACAGACCACUUUCGUCUGGAGCGUGCCUGGACAGUUCGCCUCGUUACUUUACUUUUGUGGCAACAGUCCGUUCACCGUACCAGCGCCGAAUGAAUUAUUAAUGUCCAGUACCGUCGAUCUUGGGUAGCCGUGCUCCAGUUGCCUCGAACACCGACGGCUCGUGCAUCUUACUCAACAGCACAUAACCAUCGGGAGCGGGGUCUACGCCCUCUUCCUUGCUCUCUGCUGAAAAUAGUUUUGGUGGCUUUUUCAUUCGACAUUCUGGUCACAUGUCCAGCCCAGUCCAGCAACUGAGUACGUAAUCCGUGGAAAGUUCUGCUAGCGGUUGGAAUUCGUCUUUUGACACCCUGACGGUUCACAUCGUUGUCACAUGUCACGGGUGUACCAAGAUAUACAAAUUCCUCAACCACUUCGAAUCGUUCCCCAUCCAAUUCCAUCUCAGCACCAACAGCCACUGGGACUUCCGCGCGCUCUACCAGCUACCAUGAUGAGAUGAUGAGUCUCAACCUAGUCACUUCGCUCUCUCAAAGGGCCUACAACUCUCUUCUGCCCUACGGUCGAUCCCGAUGGUAUCGAUGUCAUCCGCAAAACGAAGAAGCUUGUGCAAUUUUGUGAUGACACGUCUGCUCUUCGUACUGCACUUUCCAGUGCAACGUUUGAGAGCGCAUCACCUUGCUUCAAUCCAUUUAACGUUACGAUAGCAACUGAAGUCCUACUAUCCGUACGCAUGAUUUGAAUCCCUACAGCGUCAUUCGGAUCAGCUUCAUUAGUUUCGUCGGAAAAUUGUGUUCCAGCAGUAUUUGUCGAAGCUCGUUUCGUUUGACUGAAUCGUACGCCGCCUUGAAACCCACAAACAGAUGGUGAGUCUGCAGGUUUUAUUCCAGGAACUCAUUUAGGAUCUGUCGCAUGGUAAACACUUGGUCCGUCGUUGAGCGUCCCAGCUUGGUAUUCGCCGACAAAGGGUUCCGCUAACGUUCUCAAUCUGGAGAUCAGGAUACGAAAGAGCACUUUGUACGCAGAAUUGAGUAACGUAAUGGCUCGAUACUUGCUACAAUUAAGUCGACGGCGCAUUUUUGUAGAUGAGGCAAAUGAGACCUUCCGACCUAGUCGUUUGGCAUUUGUUCAUCCACCCAAAUUCCUACUACCAUCCGAUGGAUCGAAUCGUGGAACCGCUCGCUUCUCGCUUUUGAAAGUUCGACCAGGAUACUGUCCUUUAUCGUUUGUUGGUGUGUAGAUGUUGAUCAGGUUGUAAUAGAAGAAUUUGCCCUUAAUCUUCAACACACAUAUACGGUCAAUUUGUCUCGUUAUUAUUUGAAUAUGGCGCCUUUCAACCUUUCUGUCGACAUUGUGCUGAAAAAACUGCAGGGAUUUGAUAUAACCAAAGGCGCGGACCUGAUCGUCUAUCUCCGUUUUUCAUCACGAACUGUGCCGAUGUGCUUACCUCAUCCCACAUCGCUUUCCAGUUCAUGUGUUGUUUCGCAAGUUCCAAUCUCGCCUGUGCGUGCCUUGGAGUAAGGUUAGGUUUCUUCGCCUUUUUAAGGGUAAACCUCGUCCAGAUCCUCGUUAAAUUUGAGAUACACGUCUUUCGGAUAUGGAAAGAUCAUGCUUCUGCUUUAUUCUCGAGGCAUUCGAGGCUUUCCAGUCUCCUCAAGUUCUGGUUUGGAAUCUUGGAGUUGACUUUGUUUUUCUUCCAUAUGUCAUAUUCGGGACCUUUCUUGGCAAAAAUUCUUACCUCUGUUUCUCCUCCGUUAUCCUUCAAUUCGCAGAUUCAUCCCCGCUCCGUUCAGUUUCAUCUAAGAACAUUCCUUACAGCAUCAUGCUUAAAAAUCAUGUCCGAAACACUACACCGCCAAACUGAUUAUGGCAUAAGGCACUAUAACCUUAUCUUGUUGAUUUGACAGGUGGUCAAGAUAUUGUCAUUAAGGUUGGGUAAAUAUACAAAUGUCAACUGCGCGUAUAGGAAUUUCGCUUCAAAAUAUUAAAAAUCUUAUUCCAAAAAAUACAAAAACACUAAUGGCAGCGAAAACAAUAUAUUUACUACACAAAUACACUUAGGAAAAACUUCCUAAUUGAAAUGGUUUGGCAUAGUACUAUUUGAAACAAAAAGAUGCUGUAUGAAACCUAGGUGCGCUUAUAGAAUUUCACCCACUGUUAUAUACGCGAUUUAGUUCUGUGAUGUUUUAUCGAAGGAAACGUUCGAUUGUUUUAUAGAAAUGUGUGCGCGCGUGUGGGUGUGUAGGCGAUCAUCAAAUGGUCGAUCACAACGUCGGGCGCGCAAAUUGUGCCCCGAGUCCAACAGGGACUUUGUUGAAAAAAAAAUAACCGAAAUGUGAUAUUUAUAACAUAUAUGUAUACAUAUUUUAAGUUUGCCAGGAUUAGCAGCUAGUAGAAAGGGAACACGCAGCCGGUAGUUUUGUAAAAAAAAAAUACACUUCGAAAAGGUACACGCGUUUCGCCAAUUUUAAGAGCCCGCUUGGAGAACCCAAGCAGAGUUGCCUCAUUAGCAUGACAAUUGCCUUUCAUUAGCCGUGGGAGGGCUGCGCGAAAGAUCACAGCUCACACAGGUGUGGCUUUUUUCGGCCACCUCCUUCCUCCUAAGCUGUGAAAGCCGGGAUCCCAGCAGGUAGGGGGACCUUCCCAUGAUCUUCCUCGAUGUUUGGCUGAACAAAUUACAGGUGCCAUAUAGUUUUUAGCAUUCGCCACCACUGUGCGAGCCAAGUGCGAAAUCGGGGGCUGGAUACACAGAGAAUACGUAUACAAUACAAUUCCCCUGGGGUAAUAGAAAUAACACAAAACAGGUAAUAAAAGCAACACCUUUCUCUCCGUCGCAGCGAGCCUUCGGGAAUUCCCA
This is a messenger RNA of Toxorhynchites rutilus septentrionalis, 7167 nucleotides long. RefSeq lists its product as uncharacterized. The transcript has a single exon. Bases 892 to 2697 code for a protein of 601 amino acids. Lineage: Eukaryota; Metazoa; Arthropoda; Insecta; Diptera; Culicidae. The record is from RefSeq and is a predicted model, not a curated record.